Molecule: messenger RNA, 9965 nt
Organism: Spirometra erinaceieuropaei
Lineage: Eukaryota; Metazoa; Platyhelminthes; Cestoda; Diphyllobothriidea; Diphyllobothriidae
Source: the annotation of a GenBank genome assembly
AUGAUUUAUUCUGUGAGAACACCAGUCACUCCUAACAUUUCAUUGGCGAAGGAGCAGGGUGGUAAGUACAGUGUAUCCAUCCAUAAUUUACAUACUGAAUAAAUUCUUUCGGGGACACAGCAAGCACGAAGCAUUGAGAAAUGCUUGAUUUUCCUAUCCUUCACGCUGGAACAUACCCUAUCUGCAACAAUGGACUGACUGCUAAUACAGGAUUUCAUAAGAAAAUAAUUUAGAACCCACAAGAUUAUUGCCAAGGAUUUUAAAAUAAUAUUUCUCUGCAGGUUUAAACUAGUUGAGGCAGCGCCUAACUGUGAAGAUCUCGGCGACCUCAGUGAGAAUAUUUGGUCGGAACAUCUAUACUCAGCUCGAAACUCAGCUUGGUUGGGGCUUGUCGCAGUAUCUUGUGCGCUCUAAAACCGCCCGGAAAUGGUUAUAGAAAUGCCGGACGCGACUGACCAUGUUUUUCUUCGGGUUCUAGGCCGAAGUGAGAACACGUAUCUCGGGGUUGCCUCCUAGAAUUAUAGUAUAUAAUAGCGAUCAUGUUAGCUAGCUUCAUCUGCCAGGUUGCAUUUUGCUGUUCUGUACAUUUAAAUAAAUAUGUUCGAAAACAGUCCAUAAUAUUUGCUAAAGGUUGUCAGAUAAACAAGAGGAAUAGUCACUAAGAAACGGAGACAGGCUCGAAGUAAGGAGGCAUUGUAAUCUGACAGUUCCUCCGAUGGAGGAACGAGAAACCGUCGGCUGACAUCAUUCCAAGGCACAGCUGUCGGUAUGUCGUGUCAGUGUGAUUAAUUGUGGUGAGAAAUCUUAGUACUGAUUUCGAGCUGGGUCGGUCUCACUCACCCCUACCUCGUCUCUAUGUUUCAGUGACCUGUGUAGGUCUUUCAGACGUCUGGGAAUGAGACUGGGCUUACCUGCUCUCCAAAUUAACGCAUUUCGCUCGGAGACUGUUUGCAGAGCAGGAGGAAUGAACAGGGAGACGCAGUGGCCAGGAAUGACACGAAAGCGGCAUAUGGAGCCUAUUCUGUCUGUCGGUUGCGAAAUCAGGGAUUUUCAAAUUUUAGCGAGGUUGAAAGUUUAAAUUUGUUGCCACUUUUACAGUACCAACCAACAUGGAUGGUCCAAUCAGUGUGACUAUCGUCGUUAAUAAGCCUAUUUCAUCUAAUACGUCACUAACACACAUGGAAUUCCUAGUAGCAGGAAUCAGUUCGGAUGGAGGUGGCUCCACCCUCGGGACAUAGAUAUGAUUCACUAAUUAUGAUCAUAAUCUUCAAAAAUAUCCCACAUAUAGAUAAUUUUUUGUGAUAAUGCUGAAAAAUCAGUGGCUUAGCGAAGUGACUGACUCCACCCAGUUUUCUAUUUCGAAGUUUCACUAAUGGUAAGCUCUGUUAAUAAAGUUUGCCACAAGUGCCGCAAGUUUCAUUAUGUACACUUCCAUUUUUUCGGGAUGAAUGGCGAUAUAACAUAUGUACUCUCUGAAACCCGUUCUUUUCCACUGGCUGUUUCAGAUCUUAACCUCACGAAACCGGAAAGUCGAAUGCACUUGUGGAGUAAGAUGAGGAAGAUAGUGCGUUAUGUUUACCAGUACCGGAACGAUUAUGACUACUUCUACAAAGCUGAUGAUGAUACCUACAUGUUUGUGGAGAACCUAGCAUAUGAAUUGAGCCAACGUAACCCCAACGAACCAUUCAUGAUGGGACGCCGUUUCCCCGCAAGUUUAUCUCUAUCCUCAUUCUUUAUGCAUGCAUUUGUCAUUUAGACGGAUGUCACUCCUGCUUAGACUAUUUAUUGCAGUCUGCAAAAUCUCAUGUACCGUAAUCCACAGUGGGGUGUUUACGAAACUAGAAUUCGGAAUUUAAUUUGAUUGAGGACCAUUACGACGAAGACCAAGAUCGGAACGGCUGCCACUGGUUCAUUUACAAGCCAGUAAACUCAAAACCGCAGGCCAGGAAGGCUCUAGUCAUACACUUGCUGUCUUAGCUCAUUGAGCACAACACUUUGUCGUUUGGUUAGGGGCAUACAACCUGUAGUCUAGCCACCAAAAACUUGAGAGCAAGUGGGGGAUGUUAGUUAUCGAUCUAGCGUGAUUGCUGAACGGAGUAUGGCCUUUAGUCCUGACUUGGAGAUUCUGCUCUCUGCUUCAAAAAUAACCGACCAGGCCUAUGCGUGAUAUGGAAGUGCGAUAGCAGUAUGGACAAACUGGGAUUGAAUCCGUAUUGCUGGUGUUGGUGACGGCUGGCAGGACGUCGGGAGUGUUCUCGCCGAUUGUGGGAGUGGUUGUAGGCGUCACUGGUGUUGAGCGGGGCUUGCGCCAAUGAUGGUGGGCAGCAGUGGCGGUGCCUGGGGUUUAUUCACCGUUUGUGGUGAUCGCUAUCCUAGGCGUCGUUGGAGUUGCUGCAUGCGUGGCAAUGAGGACGUUGUUGGAAGUAGUGUGUGAAGUUGACAUGCGGUUAUUGCAUAGCGUCCGAAGGUGUACUACGGGGAAGAUCCACGUCCAGAAUGUCCGCUGAGAGUGUGGACAUGGAGGGAGGGGGGUUGGUUGCUGGGGUCGUGAGUGCGCAACGCUUUGGAAACGGCGACCCGGUUAGCUUUAAUGGUUGCCGUUCUAGUCUUCACUGCUCUUCUUCAGACCGGUCUGUCCUAGGUGAUGUCUUCAAGGGCCUCCGGGUUGGUUUCCAUUUGCCUGAGGGAGGUCCACACGGUGUCUUUUUAGCGUCGUUUUCGCCCUCCCUGUCGGCAAGCAUCCAUAGCGACGUCUCCGAGAAGAGUCGCUUGGAUAGAAGCUCGUCAUCCAUCCUCGCGAGGCGGGUAUUCCAACAUAGUUUUAGCUGCCUCAGCACAGCAGAAAUGCUAAAGAUCCCUCUGCGCUCCAGGACCUCCACGUCGUUUAUCCUGUCUUUCUACCUCAGCUUUAAUAUUGUCCCGAGACAGCUGAAGGGAAAGUGAUUGCAUUUUUUAGCUUUGUUAGCGUGGGCGGUUCAUGCCUACGUCCUUUUGAGUACCAUCGUCAGGACUAACGCCCUGUAAAUAUUGCGUUUCGUGUUUAGUCGAUGUCCGUGGCCGUUCCAGACUGAGCCCUAUUGCCUUCCGAAUCCCUGAUUGGUUUGGAGAUUCGGAUCGUCAUUCCGUCUUCCAUCUAGAUGCCGUAUAUAAUAGUACUGCCUAGAUAGGCGAAUUUCUCCACGAACGCGAGUUGAAUUUCUCGUACUUUGAUCCUUCAUGUUGUGUGUUCUUUCUCUGGUGGUGGUUGGUACAUGAGCACGCUUUUGUCUAUAUUUAUGGUCAACCUGAAAUUUGCAUGGCCGGAGACUAAGAUAUCUAUGCUGCUCUCCACAACUGUUUCUGUCGUGACACUAAUAAUUUAACCGUCUGCGAAGAGGAGGUCGUGAACAGCGGUUGCUGUUGUUCGCGUGGAUGCUUGACUUUAUCGGAUAUCGGGAACCUAGUCAUCGGUCCCUCAGACGAAGUUGAUCUCAGGACGCUCAUCACGUUGAAAGUCUAUCAGCGUUGUAGAGAGCCUGAGACUGAAGAGGAUGGGGACGAGUGCGUAGUCCUGCUUCACUCCAUCGGUCGUCGCGAAUGCAUCUGUGUUUGUCCCAUUGUCCUGCCGUGGAACUGUCGCUCCGGCCAUCCGAAUCUCGGCAUGAUCCUCCAGAGUCUGUCACGGUUCACGGUAUCCAAAUUGCUUAUUAUAUCCACGAAGGUGGUUCAGAAACUGAUAUGUAGUUCUCGGCACGUUUCCUGCAGUUGUCGGGCUGUGAAGCUCAUUUUGACUGUGCGGCGGUUGGGUCAAAAUUAACCUGUUUCGGAUGACCGAGAGAACGCGGACGCAGAUCUUCCCGAGGAUGUUGAGCGGCGAGAUUCCUCAAUGGCUGUCACAGAUCUAUCGGUUGCGUUUGCGCUUGAAGGUGUGCAUAAAGGUGGCGCUCUUGAGGUCCUGGCGGAUUUGCCAUUCCUGUUAAUCUCCUGGAGAAGCGACGUGAGUUUUUCCGUAAGCCGAGGCCCACCAUGGUUCUAGAUUUCGGCCGGAAUUAAACCAGUCCCAGGUACUUUCCGUUGCGAAGUUAGUGUAUUAACUUCAUAAUUUCUGUGAGUGAAAAGGGAAGGUCCAGGUCAUUGUUCAGUUCCACCUGGGGCGUAUGAUAAUUGCGUCAUCGGUGCUUGUGGAUAGGCAGUUGAGUACGCUUACGGAGUGCCUGGCCGAGCGCGUCAGAAUCUGCGAGUUCUCCCUGAAGAGCGUUGUUUUUUCAGAGACGACAUUGGCGCAGUUCUUGCGGUACGGGGGCCGUAGACCGCAUGAAAAAGUCGAAAACAUUCUUCGUAUGGUUGGGGCCCGCAUGGGCACGGAUUUCAGCCUCGCGAGCCACCCAGGUAGCAACAUCGUGAAGAGGACAAGGCAGUCCUUCUCACAGUCAUUUAAAUUACAGAUCGUCUAUGCCACCUGGACGUCGUGGUGGUCGCGAGUACGGAUGAGAACUUAGUCCAUCAGCUCUCAGGGCCGGAAGGCGGAAAAAGGUGCUGGUUGGAAGGAGGUGACGUUCCGCACGGGUUCGUAUAACGGGAUGCCGUUAUCAUUGUUGCCGCCGAUUCUGUGGAGGGCCAGCUCUCGGUCUCAGGAAGCAUGGUCUGUUCCGACGCGGACACUGAAGUCGACAAAGACAAUCAGCUUACCCCCCUUCGGAACAGUCGCCAGGAGGACGUGAAUUUCUUCGUAGAACUUGUUCACCACCUCGUCGGAUUUAGUCAUUGAGGGAGCGUAAAUGCUAACGAUGUUAGCGAAUUUGGUUUCCCCGAAGGGGCGGGCUUGGGUUUCUGAUGUCCAGCUGAAGACAGGGCAGUCACCUCACGAUAUUAUUUCGAGUGAGGAAAAUGACGCCAGCAUCAUGUUGUUCUACCUUUGGGCGUUCGUCCCAGAAGAACGUGUAGCUGACACUCACCUCUUCCAGCUGCCCCUGUUCACAGAAUCUGGUAUCGCUGAUGGCAGCGAUGUUCAUCUUGUAAUGCACCAAUUCCGGAGCCACCAGCGUUUUUUUCCCUUCCGAACGGUUUGUCAGCGGAUUGUCUAAAAUAUAAGGAACCUUCUAGGCUGCUCUGUUGGACAGAGUCGACGUGACAGCCUGUGGGUGUAGAUGGAUACGGGGGUUCUUGCAUGUUGUAUUCUUUCGACCACAAGUUGCACAUCAACCAUUCACGUUCAGUUUGCAGAUGACGUGAUAUUGCCCAGCAUUUUUUUAAGCCACCCUUUAUAACCACCUGACCGCAAAGGGAGUAAGCAGUGUUACCACUAAAUAGGACUGCAUAAACAUCCAAAUCGACUGCCGAAAUGGAAAAUGGACGAGGACUUUGUUUGGUGAAAAGACAACCCGAGCUAAUCUGGGCCACACAUGGGAUUGCAUGUCGCCCUCUCCGUAUGAGUUUACUAAAGUGGAAGAAAUGGUAGGGUGAGCAGGAUUACUGGGUGUAGUGAACACAGAAUACCGUCAUCUGGUUUAGCCCACUGGUCGAGGCGUUUACCUGAAUGUGUCAGCUAGGCAGAGCCUAGAAUCGGUGUUGUCACGAAUGAGACGUAGAUGGGAGGCAAGGCCCGUGCAAAACAGCCACCACCUGCAAGCGGCACAUGGAGCGACCUACCACCCCAUACACGGCGUACCCAAUAAAUGGACGCAGGACACCCUGUGCUUGAAUAUAGCCCUUAUGCUCACACAGCAGUAGUGUGCAGCGAUCAGUCGUGGACGGGAGACAGAACAUGGGCUGCCAGUAUUACAUUUGAUCUCCAUGCUAGAGACGAUGGUUGCAUUUGGUCGUGAAAUUAUAGGUUACUAUUAUUAAACUUGCACCGGAAAAAAAGCGUAUUUUAAGACGUGAUGCAUUUGUAUUUAGGGUAUCCAGAAAGUAGAUGAGCCACGUCAGCUGUUCGAUAAUAUAGAUUGAAAACAAAACUUGAAUACCAAUCUGCAAACAAGCGUGCACUCUGUGAUCCUCACUAAUCUACGGUAUUAUUGCGAACGACUGAAAACCAUAUUAUCAGCUGUUAAAUCCUAUUUGUCAAAAAUAACUGCCGCAUUUUUCUGUCGCAUUGUGCUCGGAUUUAAACACGUACAUUUGUGCACUGAGAGUUAUUUGAUAAACAUGCGAUCUCACUGAAUUCACCAAAGGAGCCUAUUUUGAGAUAAAUUAUUAUAUUGUAGAGAUUCCAAAAAGACGGAUACUUUUCGGGAGGCGCCGGAUACGUCCUUUCGCGUGGAGCACUGAAGUUACUGGUUGAGAAAGCAAUCGACAAACACCCAACCUGUCCAACCUACGAUGAGGACAAGGAAGAUGUAAAAAUGAGUAAGACCACUACGACCAUUCCAUUAUCUUUUAUAUAUACACCCCUCGACCCCACUUCAGACAAUAGCAUAACCCUAUUUAAAGUUAUUUAUGGAAGUCGUUGAUAUUUGUGGGUGUUGGAAAGGGAGAAUUCGUCCAUCAUCUGUUGCCGUGUUCGACAAGAAGACCUCGAUUGGACACCAUACUGAGUCGAUAAGACUAUCUUCUAUGACCCCGUAAUUGCCAAGCAACGUGCUGAAAACUGCGUGCACACAGACAAUCAUUGUGUGAGAGUUAGAAAUAGCAAAAUACCCUUUGAACUGAGAGCAGAGAAUUUCUCAAAGCAGGCAUAUCUCACUGUUGGCUUUCUGCUACUCUCUUCAAUCGCGAGAUGUUUAAACGGUUUGAUCACUGACUUAACAAUGCUUUCUUGCUGUUGUGAGACGCCCAUAGAUGUUUGGGGAGAAGAAGGUAUCAAAGUGCAAACACCGUGAUCUAUGCCCCUCGCGUACAAUGUCAGUUUAUCCAACUAAGGCUAAAAUGCAGGUCGGCGGCCAUUUCCACAGUACUGGAAGUCUAAUUUUUCUAACAAUCGUCUUCACGGGACGUUCGAAACAUAUCAGACUAGCCAACUUAGUGUGAUCUUGUCAUUUCGAACGUCGAUAUCUGUUCUGAGUGCAUUUGUUUGUGACGCGGCAGACCAGAAUGUCUAAUGUGGAGAGGAAUGGCCGGAUUGCUCGAAAUAUCAUUUGAUACAUUAAUUUCACCUUCUGGGAUUUUUAUGCGUUUAUAUCUGGGGAACUCUCGUUUGUUUAAGACAAAUCUCUAAUUAGUGAUAAGAUGUGCGUAGCGGGGACAUCUACUUCCAGUAGUGGGGAGGCCAUUUUAUUGGUCCCAUGUGCGUGUUUUCUGCAACUGACUUUCGAAUUUAUGAGUGAAUUGAAAAUAUGUAUAGGAAAUACACACUACAUAAGUAGUCAUUUUUACCGACUGCGGUUUUUGCAGGUGGCCGAAAAGACGUGCGUUCAAAAGCCAUCAACCUGACGUGUCUUGUAUAUUACGGGUUUGCAUCGCAUGAUAAUCCACCGUACAGCUUCACCUAACUAAUUGUUCUUAAUAGAAAACGCAUUUCUGAUUUUCCAUUUGUAUUUCGUGAGAUCAGUCAGUGCCUAAAGCUGAGGCGCUUGAGUCUAUCCAAACGGAAUGCAAAGGCUGCCAACGGACAGGACCAUCCUUUUCAUAUGAGAGUAUUUUCCUGUAACUAGAGGGCUGAAAGUCAGGCUACAAUGGCUCCUUCUUGAUGUGGUCAUUAUGACACUACGAUUCAUGUGAAUUCCGAGCCAGUCCCAUGAAAACCUGGCACACUCGUCGAGGGCGAGUUUUCGUGUGGCACCCGUUGACCCGAUGUUCAUCUUUGUUAAACGCUACGCACUUACCCACCUUCGAUCAUCUUCCCAUCGUAGUAAACUGGAUAAGAAAGUAGAGGGAGUGUGCAGCAUUCUGCGCAAGUCUGCCUCACUAUGAAUUAAUGCAUCCGCGCGUCAUCGGUGCAGCGCUUACGACGUGGUGCACGCAUUAGAAGUCAUCGAGUUCGACGGUCAAACUGUCGUGUGUCUGCAGUGGACUGACUCCAUGCCUCGAUCAGAUUCCGCGCCGACUUCUUCCCCUCCGAUGUGUUCUUUUGCUCCAUCUCCAGAAUGCUCUUUCGUCGGCACCAUUAAAUGCAUUCCUCCAGCAUGUUUGUCUACAUGGAAAGUGGCGUCUCUAGAGAGAGUGACCUCCCAUUUCGUGAUGUUCACAAGCACCAAUCAAUCUGGACAUUGGGAAACCGAUGUAGAAAUGAACAAUCGGAUGAUAUCUACGCGCUCUGUGUGUGUGCUGUUCCUGUACCUAUCCAGGGGCAAAAUCGCGAUAACUAAAGAAUAGGGUGCACGGGCAGAAUACGGCCCUUCGGUGGGAAGACCUCUCAUGUCUUACGACUGCUUGCGGUGUAUAGCUAAAUCAUCCUACUCCCCGGCCGAUAAUCGUCGAGCCAAUGAUGAGGCAGCCUAGGAUGUAAUUGAGGUGUGGAAAUUCGGCUACAAAUUGAACAGAAGGUAUAUCGGACGCAUCCCUCCUCCAGCUGGACCCUACCACAUGGAAGGAGGCAAAUCAUUGUCACGAUAAGUGGCUAAUAUCGGGUAAACUCAACCCGUCACAGGGACAUACGUCAGAGCUGGUUGAAGUGUUUGCUGUCUUGUGCCCUCAUUUGUCUGAUGGUGAACCCUACAAUUGGUUCGAAAUCCAAAAAAUAAUAAUACUGUCAUUCCUAUCUUUCACCUUUGAAUAAAAUCAGCUUCCACGAUGCCCAAUAGGCAUAACCACCUAUUAAACUACGUCUGAUGAUUCGACGCUCAGCCGCCAGGAGCACUUUCCAUACUCCACGUUGUCUCCUCUAUACUCUGUAUGAUGCAUUAUUCCAAACUUCUUGUUAUCCCAUAGGCGUCUGUGGUGUCGCGGUUGGUGUAAAGCUCUUCGACGCUUUUGACCAUCUACAGAAAUACAAGUUCAAUUGGGUCAGUCCGGAAUCGACAUUUGAGAAAACUAGGUGGCUCUCAGGAAGUGCAUUUUCGACCAUCACUGAAAAGCAGCGCCUAUGGGUACGUUUUUUUUCACGAAGGUUAUUGUAUGUAGGUAACUGGUCGUGCUUCAGAUACCCGUAGAACUCAUUAAGGAGAUUGUUUGAAAACUCUCAAAUCCUAAGUAUCCGGACAGAAUAAGUCACGGUCUCCCUUAAUGUGAAAUGGUUGUUCACAUCCAUCUAGUUUAGCUCACCGUGUCUCGCAUGAGAACUUGACAGAGAGAUGCGGGUGAACGCAGAGCUCCCUCAAGAUUUCGCUAGCCGAAUUCUUCAUAAAAAUAUAUUUCACGUUUGACAAGGAGAUUUAUGAGAAGGUGAAAGGAACUCUGGGUGGGUCGCGAAACUCUGAGCUUCCACUAAGAGAAACCUUGCAUUUUGUCACGACUAGGUCAACUGUUAUACUAGUAACAUUGUCCAGGUGGAGGGGUUCUGUCUAGCCUGAGGGAAUCGGGCUGUGCAGGUUCGAAUUGCCCAACCGUAGUAUAACACCUCGCAAAAUUCAGAUUUUUUUAUUAUCGCUCGCAGACAGGAAGUAAGUCACAGAUUACUAGAAAUUGUAACGACCUGGGUGACGUCAGUACCCGCCUAUGCACCGUUGUGACCAGAUGCACAACGACCACUUCAGUGGGCGCUAAAAGUCCUUGCGUUUGCAUUUACUAAGGGACAGUCUUCAUUCUCGCAUCAUAGGCUAACAGAUGUGUUUUCUGACCAGUAAGAUGUCUGUGUAACGAGAGCAGUUUGUGAUUUGUGUUCCAUAGUUUACAUGGCCUGCCAGGCCAUACACACGCACGGACAUUAUAAACCCUUUUCUACCCUCCACGCAUAAUUAUGCAUGUUCAUGUGGGGUGACAGUCUUUUCUAUAACCUCCUUAUUUCCUCCUCACAGCGGAUACCGACUUCAAUUCGGACUAUCAGCUUCCAUUACGUACGUCCAGAAACCAUGUAUCUCAUCGAAUUUGCAUCGCGGUUUAUUCAGCUCACCAAACCAGGAUCCCUCGCAAAAAAUACAACUAAAAAUGAGCACGCCCGUCUGUCCUGA